Messenger RNA from Dicentrarchus labrax (European seabass), 2365 nucleotides. Its product is annotated as sialidase-2-like. The transcript is spliced from 3 exons. The record is from RefSeq and is a predicted model, not a curated record. Gene Ontology annotation, biological process: ganglioside catabolic process; oligosaccharide catabolic process. Bases 457 to 1773 code for a protein of 438 amino acids. Gene Ontology annotation, cellular component: membrane; lysosome; cytoplasm. Gene Ontology annotation, molecular function: exo-alpha-sialidase activity. Lineage: Eukaryota; Metazoa; Chordata; Actinopteri; Moronidae.
UGAGUCGAAAACUUGUUCUGUGGUGAUGUAAUUUCCCUAAAAGUCUGCCUCCCUUUCCCGUUUACAUGCCAACAAUCUCUUGGGUCUCCUGUUACCAUGAACACACCACAUGAAGAAACAACCCUGUCCUCACAUGACCUUUCCAAACAGGAUCUGUAUCUGUGUAUCCCACACACUGGGCCUGUAGUCAGACUUCCUCCUGCAUUAAUCAGAGAACAUGUUUUGGUUCUGGUCCUACCAGUUAGUGGACAUUUCUUAUCUUCUCCAACCAGCUGGAAGGAAUGAUGUCAACUCCUGUAAUAAGUUAUUUAAUGUCAGUUCUUUGGCUGAAAUUAAAGACUCCGCCUCAUUCAAACUGCACCACCCAGUCUCAUUAAAGCCUCCGCAGACAGUAACUGCAGAUGUAAACAUCAAGUUGUUCAUUCUCAUCUAUUGUACCAUCAUUUUACACCAACCAUGGGCAACAGCUCUUCAAGAGAUUUAGAACUAAAGAAACAAACUGUCUUUAAUUCCUGGGUUUACAGGAUCCCUGCUCUCUUCUACAGUGAAGACCAGACUCUUCUGGCCUUUGCAGAGAAGAGGACAGGUCAGGACGACACGAGCAGCAAACACCUGGUGAUGAAAACAGGAACGCUAAAGGAAGAAAACUCUCAGAAGACGAUUGAGUGGUCUGAUUUCAAAGAGGUGAAAGAGGCUCAUCUUCAUGGAUACCGUCCUAUGAACCCCUGCCCGGUGUAUGACAGAGACAACCAAACACUCUUCCUGUUCUUUACCUGUGUGGAAGGAACUGUGUCAGAGCAGUGGCAGAUAAACAACCGCACCAAUAAAACCCGUCUGUGCUUCGUUACAACCACAGACACAGGCCACAGUUGGAGCGCAGUGACUGAUCUCACUGACAGACUGAGUGAAAUUAGACAGUGGGCCACGUUUGCUGUUGGUCCAGGUCACGGGAUCCAAACAGAUAGUGGUAGAUUGAUUGUGCCACUGUAUGCUUAUUGUAUCUCUACUCUAUGUUGCAGCUCAACCCCGUAUGUGUUCUGUCUGUAUAGAGAUAAAAACGACAGUAAUUGGCAACUUGGAAAACCCCUUAAAAAAAACUCACUGGAAUGUGAAAUGGCAGAGGUUUCUGAUGGCAAACUCUACUGCAAUGCCCGUAGUAAGGGAGGCUACCGAGUGGAAGCUCUCGAUAUGGAGACCCUUGAAGAGACUCAUAAGCUUGUGGAAACCGGGGGAGGCUGUCAGGGAAGUGUGGUUUCCUUUCCAGCUCAACGUCAAGCUGCAGAUUGUGAAACAAAGUGGCUGCUGUUCAGCCACCCGACUGACCAGUCCAAAAGGAUCAACUUAGGACUUUAUCUGAAUAAAUCUCCAACCAAUCCGAAAGCUUGGAGCAAACCCUGGACCAUCAACAGCGGACCCAGUGGGUACUCAGACCUGGCUCACAUUGGUGAUGGUUGGUUUGUGUGUCUGUUGGAGUGUGGAAAGAAGACAGAAACUGAGCAGAUCGUCAGUGUAGUUUUCAGCAACUUCUACAGCUGCGUGGUUGAGAGCACCAUGACCAGCUGCAUCACAGCUACACUACUGUUGCGGACCGCAGUCGCCUGCAGAGAGUGGUUAAGGCGGCUGAGAGGAUCACCAGGAUACCACUGCCCUCUCUGCAGAGCAUCUACCACCACAGAGUCCACAGGAGAGCUGCCUCCAUGCUCAGAGACCCCACCCAUCCACAACACGGACUGCUCACACUUCUACCCUCAGGCCGGAGGUACAGAAGUUUGAAAUGCAAAACAACGAGACUCAAAAACUCUUUCUUCCCCUCUGCAAUCAGACUCCUGAACAGCUGACAGGAGUCACAUCAAUGUACCACCUCGUCACCUUACACCUGUACUUCUGUUUACAACUGUGCACUUGCACAGCUGUUUACUGUUUACAUCCCAUGGUAUUCAUUGCACAUUGCACAUCAGACACUUUUAAAAUUACUGUAAUAUUGAGUUAUUUUUAUUUAUUUUUUACUUACUGUACUUAUUGUAAUAUUCUGUUUUUUACUAUUCUAUAAUUGGGUAAUAUUGUGGGUUUUUUUGUGUUACUUAUUGUACUUAAUGCGUCGGUAUCAGGGUGGACAGCACAGCAAAGAAAGAAUUUCAUUGCACAGAGGAAACUUGCUUUCGUUUGUUUCAUAUAACAAUAAACAUCUAUAGAUAGAUAUCUAUCUAUCCAUCUAUCUAUCUAUCUAUCUAUCUAUCUAUCUAUUCUCCAACGAAGAAUAAAUAAUUGUGUUUCAGAUGAAGGUGGUGCACUUCAUUGCUUAUAUUAAGAACAAAUGAAGAAGGCAGACAUAUUUACUGUAUUAAAGGGGUCAUAUUAUGCAAAA